UCCGUGGUUACCUGCCAGCCAGUAAAGACCUUAAGGGGAAUCUCAUGGACUCCAGUGCUGAACAGGACCUCAUUAGAGAGCUCAGCCAACGCAGACAGAAUCUGUUGCUGGAGUUACGCAACUAUGAAGAGAAUGCAAAGGGUGUGUCAGAGACAAACAGUGGAAUGGGUGUGAUCCCAGCCAACACUCAGCUCCAGACGGCGCUGUCAGUGAGAGCGGCUACAGAAGCUCAGAAGGCUCAUGUAGAGCUCAGCAUUUCAACACCAAAUGAAACCAUCAUCCGUGCAGUGCUCAUCUUCGCAGAGGGGAUAUUUGAGGGGGAGAGUCACGUUGUCCACCCCAGCGCUCAGAACCUGUCAGGCUGUGUCCGAGUCCCCAUUGUCCCCCCAAAGGAUAUACCCGUAGACCUUCACAUUAAAGCCUUUGUGGGAGGGAAAACAAG
Messenger RNA from Plectropomus leopardus (leopard coralgrouper), 442 nucleotides. NCBI's taxonomy places the organism in Eukaryota, Metazoa, Chordata, Actinopteri, Perciformes, Serranidae. The record is from RefSeq and is a predicted model, not a curated record.